AUGAGUGACGAUGCUGAUCUGGACGGUGAGGUCGACGAUAGACCUAGAAAGAAAAUGAGAAAGGGGACACACAGUUGUGCCGAGUGCCGUCGACGCAAAGUACGGUGCAUCUUCGCCUCAUCCACCGCGCAGAUAUGCAACGAGUGUGUCGCACGUGGCACCCGCUGCCUCUCGCAAGAAGAGGAAGAGCCUGUCCCUGACACACGCAAGAACCUGCGUGAGCGCGUAGGUCGGCUCGAAGGACUCGUGGACCGCUUAUUGUCGAGGAACGGGUUCUCUUCUGAAGACCUCAGGAGGACAGUCGCGGAGACUGGAAUCGAUAUCGACCUCGCGACACCAGGUGACGUACCGCACGACGUCUCCGAAAGACGUGUGAGCGUAUGCGAAUCCGCGCCUGCACUUUCUCUAUUUGACAAUGCUAUUUUUGGACGUAAACCCGACCAGGCAGAUCUAGAUGCCUGUGAAGCAGAGAGCUCGACGCUCGUCGAUUCCUGCGAGUCCUCCGCCGCAUCACCAGGAACAGUCAGCAACACCGCUUCCAAAGUAAAGUUCGACACUGUCAGGCGCGCACUGACACGUACAAUCCCCUCCGAGCGAGACCUCGACACCCUCUUCCGCCAUGCCAGUGGCUGGUGGGUCAUCUGGCGCGAUCUGUGCGCUUCUAUGGGAGGCACAGACCAGAUGUCCCUCUCCGCCGUCCUGCGACGCGCGCUCUCCAAAGGCCACCCGGCGAUCAUCGCCCAUGCAUUGCUCUGUAUAGCAGUGACCAUCCAGCAGCUGCCAGGGGACUUCGACUUCUCCCAACUCAACCUUCCGCUCAGCGCAGAUGCGCUCAUGAAGCAUUAUAUGAUGCUCGUUCAACGACUCAUCGUAUUCGAUGCCGAGUUUGCCAGCUCUCUCGAUGGACUGGACUGUAUGAUCCUCCAGGGAAGGCUGCACCUCAACCUCGGUCAACCCAGGCAGGCAUGGACGACCUACCGCCGAGCGAUGAGCUUUGCUGUCCUCAUGGGCCUACAACGAGACCCCGUUGUGCGAGGUGACAAAGCUACACCGCUAUGGAAACGAAGGCGCAUGACCUGGUGGCGCAUAUACGAAGGCGACAGGUACCUCUCCCUCCUCCUUGGUCUACCCUAUGCCGUCUGUGACGCCCACUGCAACCUCACCAUUGACGAGGAGGACGAGGCGGAGACACCAGAACUCUUCCGUCGGAGAAUCACUCGGCUCGCAGGGAGGAUCAUCGACAGGAACCAGAACUUCAACGGGCCUGACCUGACCCUCACCCUCGAGAUAGAUCAGGAACUUGAAGAGCUCGGCCGACGCCUCCCUCCCAGGUGGUGGGACGUCACCCAGGCCCAGCAUGAGGGCCGUGCGAGCCACUACGACCGCCUCAUGUGCCAGCUCUGGUACCACCAAGUCCGGGGGCUCUUGCAUCUCCCAUUCCUCCUCCGCUCGCUCACGGAUGUACGAUUCGAGUACUCCCGUUUGCUCUGCCUAGAAAGUAACCGCCAGAUGUUGCGCAGGUAUAUCCAGCUCCGUAUUGACCGCCAUUCUGCCGCGUACAUGUGCAAAGUCAUCGACUUCCAGGCCUUCACUUCAGCGGUCCUGUUGUUCCUACAUCUUGUCGGCAUGGGCAAGCUCUGGCCGGAAGGUGAGCAGCGGACGGACGAGGCUCAGAACGCAGAAGAUUCCGCGUAUAUCGACCAGACUAUCCAUUUCCUCCGUUGUGCCUCGGUCGAGGAGCACAGUAUGGUCGCUACCCAAGCGCUUGAGGUGCUUGAGAGUCUCCAGCAAGCACGGAACAUGUCCAAUGACGGAAAAUGCCGAUGUACGAACAAAACCCUCGUCAUACCCUUUUUUGGCACUUGCAGAACGACACUACUCUUAGCGGGUCCAUCUCUUCCCCAAGCUCUGGCCCGCCCAAGAAGAACUAUUCCAUCACUGUCGACUCCUCCGCUCCGCGCACGAGUAUCCUCAACCCAAUCGACCCUCCUAUGCCUCCACAACAAGUGA
This is a messenger RNA of Dacryopinax primogenitus, 2010 nucleotides long. RefSeq lists its product as uncharacterized. Gene Ontology annotation, biological process: regulation of DNA-templated transcription; DNA-templated transcription. The record is from RefSeq and is a predicted model, not a curated record. The coding region runs from base 1 to 2010 and encodes 669 amino acids. Gene Ontology annotation, molecular function: DNA-binding transcription factor activity, RNA polymerase II-specific; DNA binding; zinc ion binding. Lineage: Eukaryota; Fungi; Basidiomycota; Dacrymycetes; Dacrymycetales; Dacrymycetaceae. The transcript is spliced from 4 exons.